Knipowitschia caucasica is the source of this 582-nucleotide messenger RNA. NCBI's taxonomy places the organism in Eukaryota, Metazoa, Chordata, Actinopteri, Gobiiformes, Gobiidae. The record is from the annotation of a GenBank genome assembly.
AUGGUAUCCAGCCAACUGAUGAAGGAACGGGAGGUCAAACGGCGGAGGGGCGAGACGCAGACCACUACAGAGGACUUCGUACAGCCUGUCUCACCUCCAGCAGACCAACAUACUAUUGAUCAACCAUUUCAGACGCCUGACUCAAAUGAAGAGGAGCCGGACACAGAACAAGAUGGAACUAUUCCUACUGCGGAAAAUCUCAGAAGACAUGCCACACUGUUUGUCAUCAAUACCAGGGCCAAGUCUAACAUAUCACAGAAAUCUGUGAACACCAUUGUUGCUGGAGUACAGCAGUACCAGUCUUUUCUAAUGGACCACCUCAAGAAGCAGAUGGAGGAUGUGCUAAAGAAACAUUCUGGAAAUGCCUCCGCAAGUCAACUGGAAAAGGAUGCCCUGGAUGUAUUUGACCGACAGCACAUGUGUUAUCAGGUUGAAGUGCCACAUAAGGAUCAGGACACUGAGGUGGUGGAGGUGGAGAAGUUGGUGGAUUACAUGCCUUAUUACAUCUUAAACAAUGGAAAUCAAACUUAUGUACUAAUCAAAUACUGUCUGACAGAUGUUAUGGAACUGCACUGCAACUGA